This is a messenger RNA of Cuscuta epithymum, 1676 nucleotides long. The record is from the annotation of a GenBank genome assembly. NCBI's taxonomy places the organism in Eukaryota, Viridiplantae, Streptophyta, Magnoliopsida, Solanales, Convolvulaceae.
CAGAACUCAGCUUCAUUUCCAUCCGUUAAACGUAGGACAUUCUUGAACCUUACUUCUGUGAGCGACCGUCCAUUUUCAAUUCAUCUUCUCCAUUCAAAAAUAAAAUCAACUUCUUUUCCGUUCAGAAACUCGAGAAAGCCCCCAACAUGGUUGAUGAAUGACCAUUUAGAAAGUCGAUCAAGAGCCCCCAAUAAUCUAGCUAUGAAACUUGGGACCUGGUAUUGAAUAAUUCUUGAUUGUUUGACAUCCUUUUGAUCGGAGUAGCUGAAGUUGGUGAAGAAAUAAGGCUUAAAAUUUGGUUCCAUGUACCAUGGUGAAUUGGUGACACACAAAAUAAUGCUACUUUAACUCAUGGUGCUGCUGAAGUAUGGAUAUUAUUGUGUAGUUAAAAUAAUACGGAGUAUGAAUUAAAAUAAGCAGGCAAGGAAAAGUUCUCUUCUACCCCAACAAUAAGGCAGUAUCUUGGAUCUCAUGAAGUGGAGCAGCAUCACCAAUCAGCAAUUUCCUGAUUUCAGUUAGGAUUGGAAUUGGAUCAGGAAAUUCACGACGUUAUCAGUAGGUGUGCAUGAAAAAAGACUAAUCAAGCAUGGUGAAACUAGCGACAGCAAGAGAUUGCCGGACUUACGGCCCCGGGGCAUCCCGGAACCGAUCGGAAUACAUCAACGCCGGCCUGUAUCUCUUCUCCACGAUCGUGCUGCUGUGCGGCUUCGCGGCCGAGCUGUCGAGGGAGCCGAAGUCCGGCCUCGUGCUCUUGCUCUUUGCUUUGGUGCUCGUCGCCGUAGUGAAUAUCCAUGAUCUUGUAGCUCAUCUCGCCGGGAUUGAUUACCGGAUCUGCUUGUUUGCUUAUGACCCGCAGCUCGCCCUCAUCGAGUUCGCCGCCCCGCUGAUGCACAUUCUCGGCUGUGUUUGUUCUUUCCUCGGAAUUCUGUUCCUUUUCAUUAAGGCAGAGAAGGGCAGUGAUCAGUUCAUGGAACUGGAGAAGCAUGGUUUAAACCUAUUGAUAGCAGGGCCUGCACUAUGGCUGCUUGGUUCAAUCCUCAACUCAUGCCAGAUAUACGAGAGAGCGGGCGGGCACGUUCAGAUUCUGCAACAAAGCGUCCACAUUCCGUUCCUGAUGGCGAGUUUGCUGCUUCUGGUUGGAGCCAUUCUCAAUUACAAUGACACCCAAAACCACCAUCAUCAACAUGUUGCACACCACAGCCGCUUCAAAUCAUUAUUGGGUGGGAAGUGGGUGUGGUUGGGUAUAUGCGGGAGCCUAUUACUUUUUGCCGGGGGAUUGGCAAACGUUGUCAAAGUGUUCAAAAUGCAGCAGAUGGAUGGGGAAAUGAGGCUGGAAAAGCUCAGGGGAGGUGCUCAAGAUCGAUUGGUUCGUGAAAGGGACGGCCGUGGAAUGCCUCUCAUUUCUGGCGAUUUUCCGCCUCUUAUAGCCGACGACGGCUGCAGGUGGAGAAGAGAUCGUCAGCCUGUUGAGGAGGGUCAACAGGCGGCAGCCACCACUCCCACUCCGUACAAGGAUGUUCUUGUCAGUGAUGUUUGAUCAUUGGAAAAUUAUGUUUGUACACGACCAUUCUAUACCUUUUGCAUACAUUUUAUAUUUUGUCUAUGUUUUGUUGGUGUCAUGGACAAUUUGGGCACGUACAAUGACUAAAAUAUUACUUAUGGACUUUGAAUGGACA